GAGGUUCGCCCAGCACCGGCCGCGCCCGGGCUCCCCACAGCCGCGCGGGACUGCAUUUCCCAGCGCGCCCCGCGCCCCCGCCGCCGCUGCGCCGGGAAGAUGGCAGCCCUUGUGUCGCCCUUGGCUACUGCGCGCUGCCUGCUGCGGGCUCUGGGCUGCCGCUCCCGCCUGCUCCCGCCGCACAGAGGUCAGUGCCGCCGCCGCGGCUCUGCGGGGCUCGCUAGGCCCGGGCGGGCGACAGGCUGGCGGGGCACCGCGCAGGAAGGGCACCGAGGAGCGGUCGCGGGAGCCGCCUACACAGCUCAGGCAGAUGAGAAGACAGGCCCUGGUACUCCUACAGAUGCUCACGCCAGAGCCUUAUUGGUUUGCAAUGGACCUUUAGAACAUUAUGACUUUUUGAUUAAGCAGAAAGAGCUGAAGAAUGAUGAGCAACAAAGAAGAGUUGUGCAGCACCUGCAAAAAUUGCACGAGAGCCUUAAAGGCUACAGCAUUGAUUCAAAAAAUGUUCUUUCAAAGCUCUUUGCCAAAACCAAACCCCCAAAAGGUCUUUAUGUCUAUGGAGAUGUUGGCACAGGAAAGACAAUGGUGAUGGACAUGUUCUAUUCUCACUUAGAAGUAGAAAGGAAAAAGAGAGUCCAUUUUCAUGGCUUCAUGUUGGAUGUACACCAGAGAAUACAUCGCCUGAAACAGAACUUACCAAAGAGAAAAGCAGGAUUUAUGGCCAAAUCAUACGACCCAAUUGCACCCGUGGCAGAGGAAAUAAGCAAAGAGGCUGCACUCCUGUGUUUUGAUGAGUUUCAGGUCACUGACAUUGCUGAUGCCAUGAUUCUGAAGCAGCUUUUUGAAAAUCUCUUCCAAAAUGGGGUUGUCGUUGUGGCAACAUCUAACAGGCCACCAGAAGAUCUCUAUAAAAAUGGUCUUCAGAGGGCUAAUUUUGUACCAUUCAUUGCUGUGCUGAAGAAAUACUGCAGCACAGUCCAGCUUGAUUCUGGAAUAGACUACAGGAAACGAGCGCUUCCAGCUGCUGGAAAACUUUACUACCUCACAAGUGAAGCUGAUGUGGAGGCUGUCAUGGAUAAGUUGUUUGAUGAGCUGGCUCAGAAACAAAAUGAUUUAACUAGACCAAGGAUUCUAAAAGUGCAAGGCAGAGAGCUGAGGCUGAAUAAAGCGUGUGGAACCAUUGCAGACUUCACGUUUGAAGAGCUGUGUGACAGACCUCUUGGAGCCAGCGACUAUUUGGAAAUAUCAAAGCAUUUUGACACAGUGUUUAUUCGUGACAUACCACUUCUUACAACAGCAAAAAGGACACAAACUCGUCGUUUCAUUACUCUUAUUGAUACCUUUUAUGAGCAUAAGGUGCGCAUUCUCUGUUCUGCAGCAGCUCCUCUCCAAAGCUUGUUCCUGGUGGAACAGGACAGUGGCCAACUGCAGGACAACAGAGUGUUGAUGGAUGAUUUAGACUUGAGCCAGGAUUCUGCCAAAGGACUGUCCAUGUUUACAGGAGAAGAGGAAAUCUUUGCCUUUCAGCGUACUCUCUCACGGCUCACAGAAAUGCAAACUGAACAGUACUGGAAUGAUGGGGACAGAAGCAAAAAAACAUAAUUAAAAGUUGAAUGAAACCACCAAGAAGUAAAAUUACAGCAUGAAAUCACCAAGAAGAAAAACUGAAAAAGCUUCGGAAAAGCACUGGAAAGCUUUUUAGCACAACUCGAAUAAUAAUUGCACUUUAUCAUCUGGACCAUGUUUUCUUUCAUCAAUAGUUUUAUGAGUUUAAGACAUGAGGUCUCAGUUAUUUUUCUGUACCACCAGUGUGUGGAUAUGGGAAAUUUUGCCUUCAUUUGUUCUUCAAACCUGUCUGGGUGUCUCGAUCCAUACAGUGGUGUGAAUGGAGUUACAUCCAGCUGCUGGCUGGUCACCAGUGGAGUUCCCCAGGGCUCAGUAUUGGGGCCAGCCCUCUUCAAUGUCUGUAUCCAUGGUAUGGAUAAGGGGAUCAAAGUGCACCCUCAGUAAGUUCACAGAUGAUGCCAAGUUGGGUGGGAGUGUUGAUCUGCAGGAGGGCUCUGCAGAGGGAUCUGGACAGGCUGGAUCAGUGGGCUGAGGCCUAUUGUGUGAGGUUCUACAGGACUGGGUCCUGCCCUUGGGUCACAGCAACCCCAGGCAGCACCAUAGGCUGGGGCAGAGUGCCUGGAGAGCUGCCCAGGGAAAAGGACCUGGGAGUGCUGCUCAGCAGCAGCUGAACAGGAGCCAGCUGUGUGCUGGUGGCCAAGAAGGGCAAUGGCAAUCCUGCCCUGUAUCAGCAGCAGCAUCCUGUGUCCUGGCCAGCAGCACCAGGGCAGGGACUGUCCCCCUGUACCCGCACUGGUGAGGCCUCACCUUGAAUCCUGGGUUCAGUUUUGGGACCCUCACAACAGGAAGGGCAUUGAGCAGCUGGAGUGAGGCCAGAGAAGAGCAGUGGAGCUGGUGAAGGGUCUGGAGCACGAGUCCUGUGAGGAGCGGUUGAGGGAGCUGGGGUUCUUUAGCCUGGAGGGGAGGCUCAGAGGUCCUUAUUGCUUUCUGUAACUGCCUGAAAGGAGGCUGUAGUGAGGUGAGGGUUGGACCCUUCUCCCAUGCAGCCAGUGACAGGAUGAGAGGACACAGCCUCAAGCUGCUCCAGGGGAGAUUUAGGUUGGACAUGAGGAAGAAUUCUUCGUUGGAAGCAUUGUCCAGUAUUGGAACAGGCUGCCCAGGGAGAUGGUGGAGUCACCAUCCCUGGAGGAGUUUAAGAAAUGGCUGGAUGUGGCAUUUAGUGCUGUGGUUUAUUUGACAGAGUGAAGUUUGGGCAAAAGUUGGACUCAAUAUUCUUAAAAUUUUUUCCAACCUUAAUGAUUCUCUAAAAUAUAACUUUGAUGUUUAGGAAGUUUAAUGGGAUUGAAUUUUUUCUCAAGAAUUGGUCCACAGACAAAGUUAAUGGGCUAUGCAGAGUCAUUUUAUGAUGUCACAUGAAGUGGGCACUUCAUUGUUUAUGCACUGCUUCUGUCAUGUACAAUGCUGCUUGCACAGAAGAAAAAUCAAAUGCUUUCUUUAAGAAGCUCCUGAUACUGUCCAUGCUAGAAUCACGGAACUCCUCUGUAGUGUAUUCUGUUUGUUUUGUUUUAUUUUUUUCCUAUUCUCUGAGUCUAGCUGUGUGUUGCCAUUCAGGCUCUAGGAGUUUGUUUUAAUCAGACUGUUGCUCAGUGUGGUUCAUUGAAAACUAAUGGUUUUAACCAAGACAGAACCCUGAGGAGGAGCUUUAAGGUACUUGAAGGUACAGGAUUAAGAUUUAAGUAAUGGAUGGGAAAAGAGACUUUGAUAAGACAGCAUAUGCUGUAACAAAUAAGUGCAAGUUCAUCCUAAAUUUUGUGUUUCUUGCAAGUCUGGAUAUGCUGCCUCUACACCAGUGACAUCUCUACCCUGAAUUUUCUUAGGCUUCUUCUACCCCAAACCUUCCACUGCUGCUAACACACCUUCCCUGAUCUGGGGGAGCAGUACUCAGUACUGCUGGGGCAAUUCAUCAUGUUACCAUAGGAAUGUGGUUUAUGGAAAAGAUAGGAUAGUAAUUGAUACCUCAAGACAUAUCACCCAUCCUCACGUUUGUAGAGUUGGAAACUUUAUUUUAGUUAAAGAUGCAGUGGUGUCAUUCUUGAUUUUUAAUCUAACGGGAACAAAACAUGGUAUUAUGUGUAUUGGCUUAUCGUGUAUUUUUAUAAAGUAAUCUUAAGAGCAUAUUUAGAAGGUGAGUAGAAAAAACCAUGUAGAUGGACUGAAAAGACUGCCCUCCUUUCCUAGGGAGGGGAUAUAUAAUACAUUGUCCCCAGCUUUGAGAGGUUUUCUUGGAUUUUGCAACAUGACCUUUUUCUGUCUGUUACCAAAUUGUCUCCCAUCACAAUUACAAAAACUUCUAAAAGGGCCUUCUGGGCAGCAGGGAGGGCUGGACAGGUCCUGUGCCCUUACUUUUGUUAGGGAGCCACAUGUUCAAGUGUGGUUUUCUGUUCUGAUCCCUUCUGUUUGUUCUGGAAGUUACUCACACUGGCUAUACCUGCUCUUCAAGGAAUUUUUAAAGCCUAUAUUUAUAGUUUGCAACUCAUGGAACUAUAUUCCCACAAGGGUGACGUGGAGAAUUUUAAUGCAUAUUUAUGAAAAUUCCAGUAAGAAUACAUUGCUUAUACUUAAAAAUAUCCAAGUAAUUGGUGCAUGCUUUCCGAGAUUUGGAUUAGGUUUCUCAACUGAGGGACUAUUGACAUUCACGCAUGUGUGUCUGUAUAUACAAACACAUAUGUAUAUUUAAUUUAUAUGUGUAUAUAUAUAUCUAGAUAAAACUAAUAUAUAUAAUUUAAGUGUGUGUGUUUCUGUAUUUAUACAUGGCACCCUAUACUUAUCAGCCUGGGACUGUGCUGGUAACUCUCCUGAAGCUUCAGCCUUGACUUUUUUUGAGUAGCCUUCAAAUGCCUGCUGCCUUGAACCAGAAUGUGUUGUGGGAAAAUGGAAGGUGGUGGUAGAUAACCUAAGGCACUUUGCAUCUGGAUAUUUAUUUACAUUCUUUUACAAACUGUUUAUAUGUUUAGCCUGUAUGUCCUUCUCUGUCAGGUGGUACAAGGGAAAUGUGUAAUCUUGCAGAACACAGAUGACAUGUCUGGGACAUACGGGAGAGGAGGUCCUUCAUUCCCACAGAGACUGUCUCAGGCCAGGGAAGUGAGGUGUUUCUCCACCGUCUGUGUGGGUGAUGAUGAAGCCCCUUUAACCACAGAAUCCCUUUUUGUGUUCAAACUGGUGCUUCUUUGCUCGUUGGUAUUUGAGGCUUUUCUGCAGUCUGAAUGCACGCCCAAACUCGGAUACCUCAGGUUUUUGGAAGCUCUGCAGUGGGACUGAUGCACCAUUGAAAGCCUCUAAGGAUAUCGGUGAGCUCUGCGAAAAUGCAGGAGGGAAGUUCCCAAAAGCUUCCAGAGCCAGCACCACUUCUGGGACAUACUGCUAAAUAAAACAAUAGUGCAGUCUUUCCUAGACCAGCAAGGAAUUUGUCUGUUGGGAGUCCCUGGUAGAUACCAGCAAUAAUGAAGGAAAAGAAAUGGGGAAGAUUCCACAAGUACUUUGAGGCUGAAAACAAGAAAGGUUGCCUAAAUCACUGUGCUGAUUUGUGAUUGUGCUGCAGAGGGAGAUUUGCCACUUUUGGAUCAGGUCCACAAGGAGAAAUUGGGCCAGUUUCUCAGUCAGAUGCCAGGGCAGAGGGUGCCCCAGUAACCAUAAAAGCAGCACAUUUACGCCCAUCUACCUCCCUGAAGAAAGUGAGACCCUAUUUGCUUAUUUUAUGAUGCUGUAGCAUGCAUAAAGCCUUUUGCCAGUGCUGAGUUGGGGGUGCUGCUUCUGGGGUCAGACACCUUCCAGGAAACUGGUGCUGGCUAGAAUCUCACUGGACACCAUGGACAAGAGUGGGUACAUCGUGCCCCAGGGUGCUGGGCCACCUGUGCUCCAGCUGUCCUGUCCCCUGCUGCCCGGCCUGCUCCUGCUGCUCUGAGACAGCAACAGCCCACGACUUUAUUCCCACGUGAAGAUGUUGUGUUUGCCAAAACAUAAACAGCGAGAUGCCCAUGACUAAAUUAUGCACGCUCCAUACAAGCCUUAAAAAUUGCUGGAUUUGUGCUGGACGCUUCUAUCCAGAGUUUAAGUCUUGGCUUUUUAGGUUUUUUUUAACUCGUGAAUUCAUGUCAUCUCAGAUAUGCAACAAGUUUUUAGUUCCUUUAGUUGUUCAGCAAACAUUAUUGACAAGUUAUUUUUAAAGGUCUUUUCAAGUGACCUUUAUUGAUGUAGUAUAAUAUUUUGCUGUCAUAAGAAGUAAAAUUGUGGGGAUUAUGGACCAUGUGAAACACUUCAUGUUUUCUAAAGGUCACAUCCUGGCUGAAAAUCUCUCAACUAACUUCUUUCAAAUACUUGAUUGACCAAAGAAUGUUCACAAUGCCCAAAAAUUUUAACUUUUUUUUAAAAUAAAUAGUGCUAUUCUGUCUUUGAGUUAUUGGUUUUCAGUAUUUGUUACUGUGCAGAUUGAGGGAACAAUUGCAGUAUUUUGGGUAGAACGAGACAGCCUUCCAAAGGCUGUGGAGGGAUUGAAGAUGCACUUUUUGCUGUUGCUGGUUUUUUAUCUGAAAAGGAAAACCAUUAAUGGCAUUUCUUUUAGUAACAGUGCUCAUGAUGAUGCUACAGCUGGAUAGAUUUCACCUGUUUUGCAGCAAUCUAAACAUGAAAAAAAGCAACUGACCAGGUUUCAAACAGUGCCCAGCACUGUCACCAGCCAUGUAUCAAGGAGGAAGAACAGUCUUUCCAUCAAGAUGUGGCUAACAGAACUAAGAUUCAGGAUGUUUCUUGCUGCAAUUGGCUGGAUCCAAAUACACCUGGUGCCUCAGUUUCCCUGUUGAUAAAAUGGGAAUGAUGUGAUUUUCUUACUUGCUAACUCUGGCGUACUGCCAGACUUUUCUCAUUAAUAUUCUAAGAUGCUCGCUGAGGCUCUGGGAUGAAAAUACUUCAGUAAAGUAUGUAAAUAGUGCAAAAAAUAAUUUAGCUACUCAGAGUGGAUUAGUCUUCUUGUUUGGGUUAUAGAAUUAAUGUCAUCCACUGAACACCACGUGCCUCUUUGUAGUGAUUUUGUUUUAAAUAAUGCAUCUAUUUUAAGAAUCUAUUUAAAGAAAAAAAAUUGAGAUUUGAGAUUAAAACUGUAAACUAUUUGUGUAGUUUUUCUUGUAAUAACAAAUUUCCUAUAGGAUUCGUAACAACUUCAGAUCCUAUACAUGUGAAAUACAGUGGCUUUGUAAAUUCUGUUGGGAUUUUCCUUGUAUACAGAGAAUAUUUUUUAAAAUAUGUCAUUUGGAAUCUAAUAUAUUACAAAGUGAACACUGUCAAAUCCAUCUGUUAUUUGAGAAUAAUUUAUCUUGUAAUAAAAAUUAAUAAAUCUGGA
Messenger RNA from Prinia subflava (tawny-flanked prinia), 6958 nucleotides. It is a transcript of the gene AFG1L, whose product is annotated as AFG1 like ATPase. Gene Ontology annotation, molecular function: ATP binding; ATP hydrolysis activity. Bases 100 to 1602 code for a protein of 500 amino acids. The record is from RefSeq and is a predicted model, not a curated record. The transcript is spliced from 13 exons. Gene Ontology annotation, cellular component: mitochondrion; cytoplasm. Lineage: Eukaryota; Metazoa; Chordata; Aves; Passeriformes; Cisticolidae.